AUAUACAACAAAAGAAGGUUCAUUUCUUCGCAACGUCUCUAUAAACAACUCGACCUGCAUUGCAGGGAGGGCAAAUUAAUAACUACGUGCACCAUCGUUCGUUGACAAACAGAGCGAAACCAUAUUUUUCGUGGAACAUUCUCCUCCAUAGAAUGACGGAAGAGGUAGUCAUGAACUCAACCAACACCAACGUCAACAUUGACAACAAUAAUAAAUCUCCGGUUGAUAACAGUAUUGUCAAACAGAAGAAAAAGCAGGGUGCUUUUGGCUUCCUCAGAGCUGCAUCACUCAAGCUUCGUCGUCGUUCCCUUGAUCUAAAGCAACAGAAAUUUACCCCGGAACCCGCUCCCCCUGCUGAUUCAAAGGGAGAAAAUUGGAAAAAACUGGUAGGGUCCAUGAGGCCUUUACAUCUCCAAGACAACCAAUCACCACCGAGUCCUCGUGACCCGCAACCACCACCACCUGUGAAAUCUACAUCACUGCCUGUAGAAUUCAGUGAACAUUUUUCGUCGUUGUACUCUCCAACCCCCUCAACGUCCUCCAUUGGCACCAUGAGUCAAUAUGCUUCAGCAAAUAAUCUACAAGAUCUCUACAACGACGACGAUGAGGAGGAGGAGGAGGAAGAUCCUGAUCAGGUAUUUGAUGCCAUUGGAGGAGAUGACAUGAUUGAUGCAAAGGCAGAGAGUUUCAUUGCUCAAUUUUACGAACAAAUGAGGCUUCAAAAGUGAUUCAGGCAAUUAAUCAAACACAUAGAAGGCAUGAACGGACAUAAUCGUAACGAUUAAAUUAAUUUCCUUCAUUUUGUAGUAGUAAUACUUAAUUUAAUUUAAGUACGUUUUUUUUAGCAAAAGGCAUAAUAUUUCAGAAUUAACGUAGAAAUAUCACUGCCUUUUGCUUUAAUGUCUCUUAGAUAUCUACUGUUAAUUAAUUCCAAAAGGAGCAGAAUUUAUUUUUUCUACAUCAAGAAACUAGU
Solanum tuberosum (potato) is the source of this 973-nucleotide messenger RNA. RefSeq lists its product as uncharacterized. The record is from RefSeq and is a predicted model, not a curated record. Lineage: Eukaryota; Viridiplantae; Streptophyta; Magnoliopsida; Solanales; Solanaceae. The transcript has 2 exons. The coding region runs from base 153 to 728 and encodes 191 amino acids.